AUGCCGCCCGCCAAGAAGAAAGACGCCAAGAGCGAGAAGGGGCAGCAGAAAGCCCUCGAGAGGGAAAAGCAAAAAAUAAUAGAAGACAAAACAUUCGGCUUGAAAAACAAGAACAAGUCCAAAGCUGUACAAAAGUUCAUAAAGUCGGUGCAGCAAUCCGCCAAAGGCCCCCAAAAGGGCGGAGAGGCCCACGAGAUUGCGAAGAAAAAAGAAGAGCAGCAGGCGAAAAAGGCCAUGCUGCAGCAGCAAAUGCUGCUGCAGGCGCUUUUCAAGGGCACUGAAAACGUGAAGAAGGCGGCGAGCGAGUCCAACGUGGGCACUUAUGACCCGAAGGAGUCAAAGCAGGAGCAGAAGAUAGACUUGUACAUAGACCAGAGAGAACAAACUGGCUGCAGCCGGUGGCCGGGGUCCAACGGGGAAGAGGCGGAGGGCGACACUUCGAUUGUUUGCAAAUUCUUUUUAGAAGCUGUUGAGAAAAAACAAUAUGGGUGGUUUUGGGUUUGUCCAAAUGGAGGCGAUUCUUGCAAGUACAGGCACUGCCUGCCGCAGGGUUACGUGCUGAAGGGAGAAGAAGACUCUUCAGGUCCUGAAGAAGAAGAGCCAAUAGAGGAAAUAGAGGAAAAGGUCGAGAGAGAGCGCCAGGCACUGCCCCCAGGAGGCACCCCAGUAACUCCUGCCACUUUUGCUGCCUGGAAAAAGGCGAAGGAGGAGCGGCGGCUGGCGGCGCUGCGGGAGCAGCAGCAAAAGGAGGGCAAGCGCAGCAGCAGCAGCAGCAGCAGCAGCAGCAGCGGCGGCAAGGGGCAGCAGCUAUCAGGAAAAGACCUCUUUUCAUUUAACCCGGCGCUCUUCGUUGAUGCUGAAGGCGCAGCAGACGAAAAGGAUUAUGAGGAAGAUGAAGACUGGGCGGCGGAGAGAGAAAGAAACCAACAAGCACUCGACGAAGCAAAUGCUGCAGCGCGGGCGGCGCUGCGCGAGGCCUCUGACAAUGAGGGCGAGACUGACAAGAGAGAAGAUGCAGCAGCAGCAGCAGCAGCAGGGAAUGAUAAGGGCAGCAGCAGCAGCAGUGGCAGCAGCAACGACAAGAAGGCGCCGCAGCCAAUCAAGGCAGAGCUCUUCAUGGACGAUCUCGUUCCCGAGGAGCUGGAGGCGCUUGAUGACUGA
Messenger RNA from Eimeria necatrix, 1161 nucleotides. RefSeq lists its product as hypothetical. The record is from RefSeq and is a predicted model, not a curated record. Gene Ontology annotation, cellular component: cytosol. NCBI's taxonomy places the organism in Eukaryota, Apicomplexa, Conoidasida, Eucoccidiorida, Eimeriidae. Gene Ontology annotation, molecular function: mRNA binding; metal ion binding. Bases 1 to 1161 code for a protein of 386 amino acids. The transcript has 8 exons. Gene Ontology annotation, biological process: cytoplasmic translation.